GCCCACAGGAGCGGAGCCGGGCUCUCUCUGCUGCCUGCCCGCUGCCGUGCAAGCUCUGGCCGGCACUGCCCACAGUCCACAUGGUGCGCACCCCCCGAGGCGGGGACCCGUGAACAGCGACGGCAUGCCAGGGAAGCCCAAGCACCUGGGCGUCCCCAACGGACGCAUGGUUUUGGCUGUCUCAGAUGGAGAGCUGAGCAGCACUGCAGGGCCCCAGGGCCAGGGCGAGGGCCGCGGCAGCUCCCUCAGCAUCCACAGCCUCCCCAGUGGCCCCAGCAGCCCCUUCCCCACCGAGGAGCAGCCUGUGGCCAGCUGGGGCCUAUCCUUCGAGCGGCUGCUGCAGGACCCGCUGGGCCUGGCUUACUUCACUGAGUUCCUGAAGAAGGAGUUCAGUGCCGAGAACGUGACCUUCUGGAAGGCCUGCGAGCGCUUCCAGCAGAUCCCGGCCAGUGACACCAAGCAGUUAGCUCAGGAGGCCCGUAACAUCUACCAGGAGUUCCUCUCCAGCCAGGCGCUGAGCCCCGUGAACAUCGACCGGCAGGCCUGGCUCGGCGAGGAGGUGCUGGCCGAGCCCCGACCGGACAUGUUCCGGGCACAGCAGCUUCAGAUCUUCAACUUGAUGAAGUUCGAUAGCUAUGCGCGCUUCGUCAAGUCCCCGCUGUACCGCGAGUGCCUUCUGGCGGAGGCCGAGGGGCGUCCCCUGCAGGAACCUGGCUCCUCGCGCCUUGGCAGCCCUGACACCACGAGGAAGAAGCCCAAGCUGAAGCCUGGAAAGUCGCUGCCGCUGGGCGUGGAGGAGGUGGGGCAGCUGCCGCCUGCUGAGGGCCCUGGGGGCCGCCCGCUCCGCAAGUCCUUCCGCAAGGAACUGGCAGGCGGGGUGGCCAACUCGGGCUUGCGCCGAGAGUCCCAAGGCUCCCUCAACUCCUCCGCCAGUCUGGACCUCGGCUUCCUUGCCUUUGUCAGCAGUAAAUCUGAGAGCCACCGGAAGAGCCUUGGGAGCUCAGAAGGUGAGAGCGAAAGCCGGCCAGGGAAGUACUGCUGCGUGUACCUGCCCGAUGGCACAGCCUCCUUGGCCCUGGCCCGACCCGGUCUUACCAUCCGUGCCAUGCUGGCAGGCAUCUGUGAGAAACGAGGCCUCUCUCUACCUGACAUCAAGGUCUACCUGGUGGGCAACGAGCAGAAGGCACUGGUCCUGGAUCAGGACUGCACCGUGCUGGCAGACCAGGAAGUGCGGCUGGAGAACAGGAUCACCUUCGAGCUCGAGUUGGCGGCGCUGGAGCGCGUGGUGCGGAUCUCAGCCAAGCCCACCAAGCGGCUGCAGGAGGCGCUGCAGCCGGUCCUGGCGAAGCACGGCCUCAGCCUGCAACAGGUGGCGCUACACCGGCCAGGUGAGAAGCAGCCGCUGGAUCUGGAGAAGCUAGUGAGCUCGGUGGCGGCCCAGAGAGUAGUUUUGGACACUCUCCCAGGUGUGAAGAUCUCCGAAGCUGGCGACAAAUCCCCCUGCCGCAGCCAGGGCCGUCCACCUAGAACCCAGGACAAGGCCGCCCAUCCCCCCCAACUGCCCCUCAACUCGCUGGCCGAGACGCCCAGUAGUGUCACUGGGAAGAGGCAGACCUGUGACAUUGAAGGCCUGGUGGAGCUGCUGAAUCGGGUGCAGAGCAGUGGGGCCCAUGACCAGAGAGGCCUUCUGCGCAAAGAGGACCUGGUACUUCCAGAAUUUCUGCAGCUGCCUGCCCAAAGGCUCAACCCACAGGAGGCCCCACCACAGACUGAAUCAGCGGCCCAGCCAAAGGAGGGCCCCUCAGACUCCACUGCCCACUCCGCCCUCUGACAGCUGCCCAACAGUCCAGGCUGGCUGUAUGGCACCUGGUGGGCCAAGCAUGCCAUGGGCCCGCUCUGCAUGCCCUAUCUGUGCCAUGAGUGUCCCUGGCCCUUCCUGCCACGGGCAGGCCCUCGGGAAGAGCCAGGAUGGAAUGGAGUGGAGCUCAGAGGAGCCACACCCCACAGCUGCCACCACAUGGUCCCUCAUAGGCUUGCCCACCCAUCCCUUGCAGCCAGGCCACUGGGAGGAGGUGGGCCUAGCUCCUCAGGUGCAGGCAUGUCCAACACAGAGGGGUGGCGUUGGCAGCGCCAGCCUCCCUCUCCCUCCAUGCCAAGCCUCAACAGGAAGCAGGAGGAGGGGCCGGCCCCUCCUCAGGAGCUUGUAUGAGUAAGGCCUGGGGGUAUAGGCAGGCAGCCCUUCCCUACCCACUAGACUCUACUGGACAUAUGGAUUUGGCAGUUGGCUUGGGCAGCUGGGUUUGUCCUGGAUGUAUGAUAUUGUUAUUAUAAUAAUUAUUAUUAUU
Equus quagga is the source of this 2345-nucleotide messenger RNA. RefSeq names its product regulator of G protein signaling 14 (gene RGS14). Gene Ontology annotation, biological process: regulation of G protein-coupled receptor signaling pathway; signal transduction. The coding region runs from base 125 to 1831 and encodes 568 amino acids. The record is from RefSeq and is a predicted model, not a curated record. The transcript has 15 exons. NCBI's taxonomy places the organism in Eukaryota, Metazoa, Chordata, Mammalia, Perissodactyla, Equidae. Gene Ontology annotation, molecular function: microtubule binding; GTPase activator activity; G-protein alpha-subunit binding.